Pangasianodon hypophthalmus (striped catfish) is the source of this 1823-nucleotide messenger RNA. RefSeq names its product amidohydrolase domain containing 2 (gene amdhd2). Gene Ontology annotation, biological process: N-acetylglucosamine catabolic process. The record is from RefSeq and is a predicted model, not a curated record. Gene Ontology annotation, molecular function: N-acetylglucosamine-6-phosphate deacetylase activity. Bases 230 to 1444 code for a protein of 404 amino acids. The transcript has 12 exons. NCBI's taxonomy places the organism in Eukaryota, Metazoa, Chordata, Actinopteri, Siluriformes, Pangasiidae.
CUCUCUCUCUCUCUCUCAUCAUUCACAUUCACAGUGUUUACAUGUUAGACAUGAAGACUUUCAUGCACUUUGGAUAAUAGUGUUAAAUUCACACCAGGUCAGCUUUUGAUGUCACUUCCUGUUCUGUCCCUGUGAAGUAUCAGUGAGAAAGAUCUCCAAUAGCACAAUAACAGGUCAAAGUCUACUAGAGGGUGUGGCUGAGUCGGAGUCGGGGGUGGGACUUUGAAAGAUGCCAUCCAAUAAGAGUGUGUCUGAUGCUUCCAUCACUCAGUUUCUCAACUGUAGGAUCCUCAGAGACCACCAUCUGCAGAGAGAGGACCUGUGGGUGCGUGAUGGAAAGAUCUUGAACCCGGAGAAGCUGUUCUUUGAUGAGAAAGGUUUCGCAGACCAUAAAAUUGACUGCGGGAAUAAAAUCAUCGCCCCCGGAUUCAUAGACGUGCAGAUCAACGGUGGAUAUGGCAUUGACUUCUCGCAGGCCACUGAUGACAUCACGGGGGGCGUGGCUCAGGUGGCCAAGAGGAUUCUGGAACAUGGCGUCACUUCCUUCUGCCCCACGCUGGUGACGUCUCCUCCGGACAUUUAUCACCAGGUGAUUCCUCAGCUGAAGGUGAAGGAUGGAGGAGCAGAUGGAGCCGGAGUGCUGGGUCUUCAUCUUGAAGGUCCGUUUAUCAGUGAGGAGAAGAGAGGUGCUCACCCUCCUCGUUUUCUCCGCCCUUUUUCGAAAGGGGGCGUGGCUGACCUGUUUGAGACCUAUGGGCAGCUGGAGAACGUUGCCAUGAUUACACUGGCACCAGAGCUCCCUAAUAGUGGGCCAGCGAUCUGUGAGCUGGCACGAAGGGGCAUUGCAGUGUCACUGGGUCACUCCAUGGCUGAUCUGUCGCAGGCUGAGGAGGCCGUCCUGAAGGGAGCGUCGUUCAUCACACACCUAUUCAAUGCCAUGCUACCAUUCCAUCACAGAGACCCGGGCAUUGUGGGAUUGCUGACGAGUGACCGUGUGCCUGCAGGUCGCACUGUGUAUUACGGUAUGAUUGCUGACGGCAUACACACACACCCUGCUGCGCUGAGGAUCGCACACAGAGCUCAUCCUGCAGGGUUGGUGUUGGUGACUGAUGCAGUUACAGCGAUGGGGCUUCCUGCAGGCAGACACACACUGGGACAGCAAGAGAUUCACAUACAGGGACUGCACGCUUACGUAGCAGGAACUAAAACGCUGAGCGGCAGCAUCGCCACUAUGGACAUGUGUGUGAGACACUUCAAACAGGCCUCCGGAUGUACAGUGGAGGCAGCGUUGGAAGCUGCGUCUCUACAUCCUGCUCAGCUGCUGGGGAUCAGCCACAGGAAGGGGACACUGGAGUACAGUGCAGACGCAGAUUUCAUUAUUCUGGACGACUCACUCACAGUUCAGGAAACGUACAUUGCCGGAGAGCUGGUCUGGAGGAAGUGACCUCAUCCUGAAAACACUCUCUGAUUGGACGGUUUUUCACCUGAGUAGUGGUCAUGGGGGCAUCUGAAUGGCCAUAAAGCACAUACAGUAUACACACACAGUAAUUCCCUUUUACUUGGGACUUCUGUACAACGUGAACAUGAAGUCUGUUGAAAAGUGUUUCAAUAUUUCACAUUAUCAAAAUAUUCACAUUUAUGUUUUUAUGUAAUUAUCUACUUCCUCUAUCAUUUCAGUUUACGUUUCGUUUGAAGGCUUAACAGCCUCAUCUGUUUCUGUACACACUGUGAGAAUGAGCUGAAGUGUGUGUGUGUGUGUGUGUGUGAUUUCAUACACAGACACAUGAUGACGUGUUUUAUUCCCAAAGAUGCUGGAGUGAAGU